AAUAAUAAUGGGAUAAUUUAUAAUAACACAAAAACCUAACUAAAACUUGUUGUAUCCUAUAUGUAAAUUUCAAAAAGCUUUGUUAAGUUGAAUGAAAAAACAUCACAUAAUUAAAUUGGGGAUAUAAGGAGUAACAAGUUUCACAGCUUCCCGUUACCGCCACCAAUAAGUUUUCCAUAUACAAAGACUCUCCAAAGCUUUCUAUAUAUGGAAGGGGAAGUUUUCCCGAGGAUUUGUAGUAACUUUAGUACGCGGGUAUUGCUUCUGUUACUUAAUUCUGUGUCAGAUAAUAUGCCAGGGACUCACUGAACCAGAGACUGGGAUGCUAUGUCUAUACUCAGUAGCUAUUACAUUAAGGCCCGCAUUGCACCUGUUUCUGACGCCAUGGUUGCAAAAAAUAUAGUUAUUUUACAGCCAACUGUAUAUUCAAGUCAAAAUCCACGAGAGCUCGAGGGCAUGUGUAAUACUGUUGAGUUUUAUGCAACCUUAAAGUCAAGUCUCUGAGCUUUAAAGUAAUAGAAGAGUAGAUCUUGGAUGCAAAGGCUGCCAAUCUUGGGAUAUCUAGGAAUCAUGGGAAGAUAAAAACACAAUCAUUAAGUGGGAAGCCGCUAAUGAGAUGGAACUCAGGUAAGCUGAGUUUGUUAUGGCACUUGAACAAGUUGGAGAGGCUGAAAAACAAGGUGAAUCAUGAAUGCCCAAAAAUAGCAUGCUGAGAAGUUGAUUGGUUUUCCAGGCCGAAGAGCAUUCUUAAGACGACAACUAGGUGAACUUCUUUAGUUGUCUGCAUUCUGCAGUGGAUCCUUCUCACAUGGUCUUUCCACCUGCUUGUCAAAACUGUUUACAAGAAUGGCAACCAAUGUGUAUAUGCAUGUGAAAUAUCUUUGCAAUCUUAAUCAGUAAGUUUUUCAUAUAUGCGUCUACUUCAAAAACAAUUUUGUAGAUAUAUACAUGCUUCGAACUCAAAGCAGUGGUUUUGGUUAAACCCACCUAACUGAAUUUGUCUCUGAAGAGGAGCCGAAUCUUUGUUCCUCAACCUUUUUAGACCUUUUAAUAUGUGGGACCCCCUAGGUUCUAGGUACCAAUAGAAUUGAUUUACUCAGGUUCUCUUUUCUUGUUCUAUAUUUAGAAUAAAAUCUUUUAUUCAAAAACUUGGAUUUUAUUUCAAUGGGCUGUAACAGUUGUGAUGACAUUCCUGAUUCCACUACAUAAUCUGCUGCAAAUGUAUUUCUAUUUCUGAUACCCAGCGAUAGAUUACAAUACAGAGUGUAAUUUUCUUCUUUGAUUUCCUUUCCUAUUAGUAGUCCUGAAGUUUAGGGAGAUUUAGUUUUGUAGAUCACUUAUAAAUUAUUUUUGGCUUUAUGAUCUUUCUAUAAGAGAUCAUUUUUACACAUAUGAGGAUUUGGAAAAAGAACUCUUCUUCUAUUCUAUUUGUAAGUGGCCAAGCAGGGUUAAUAUAGUUGCUCCCAUAAUUAUUACUCAUCCCCAUUUCAAAAAAAAAAAUAAAUAAAUUCUAAGACUCGGAGCUUUUUAUUGUUAUCUUCAACUUUAUAUUGCUUUUGACCGUUGUGUGUUGCUGUAUUCGUUCUAGCAGAAGCGUCCAAAAAAAAUGGGGAGGAAAGAUAAAAUUAAACAACAAAAAGGGCAGAGAAGUGAAUCUAUAGAGAUUACUGUAAUCUAGUAGAACAUUUAUUAGUAUACCCUCCGAAGCAAACUCCUUUAAUUGAAACUCAAUUUUAAGGGGGCAAACCUGAAAAUUUACGCAGUUAAGACAACCUUUAAAACAUUUAUUAGCAGUGCUAGCGGAUGGGUUAGUAGUUACUAGUUACUUAAUAACUAAACUUCCCCCUUGUCCUCUUGUUCUGACCUUGCCAUUGGAAUUGGGGGGGGAAGGGUUGAUAUAGUUGCUCCCAUAAUUAUUACUCAUCCCCAUUUCAAAAAAAUAAAUAAAUAAAGUCGAAGACUCGGAGCUUUUUAUUGUUAUCUUCAACUUUAUAUUGCUUUUGACCGUUGUGUGUUGCUGUAUUCGUUCUAGCAGAAGCGUCCAAAAAAAUGGGGAGGAAAGAUAAAAUUAAACAACAAAAAGGGUAGAGAAGUGAAUCUAUAGAGAUUAUUGUAAUCUAGUAGAACAUUUAUUAGUAUACCCUCCGAAGCAAACUCCUUUAAUUGAAACUCAAUUUUAAGGGGGCAAACCUGAAAAUUUACGCAGUUAAGACAACCUUUAAAUCAUUUAUUAGCGGUGCUAGCGGAUGGGUUAGUAGUUACUAGUUACUUAAUAACUAAACUUCCCCCUUGUCCUCUUGUUCUGACCUUGCCAUUGGAAUUUCCGCUAUUUCAGCCUUCCAAUCAAAAGGAGAUUCCACUCCUAAUCAAAUUAGAUAUCCAAAACGUUGCCGAUUGCUAUCCCCUUCAUUCUACUCCUUUUCUGCUUCUUUGUGUCCUGUGAGAAAAGGAAAUGGAUGCCCUGGCGCGUGCUUCUGUGUCUAAGGAGGAACGUGAGAAAAGAGCUCUUGAAAUUGGGAAUGUGCUGCUUAAGCACCCCACAGUGUCUAAAGCGGAGAUUCUGGAGAAACUCGAUUCUAUGGGUUUAUUCUCAAACACCAAAGAAAGCAACUUCUGCAAAUCCUAUGAAGAACAACGUAAACGGAAGAACGCACCAUCACAAGAAGAGGAUUCUGUGGAUAAGGUUGUCGAAGAGCAUGGUGAGGAGCUGAUUGGCUGCACAGUGAAGAUAUGGUGGCCAAUUGAUAAAGUGUUCUAUGAAGGGCGUAUCACUUCCUUUUAUUAUUCGGCGAAGAUGCACAGGGUGCUCUAUGAAGAUGGCGCUCAUGAAAUUCUAGAUCUUACAGAGGAACACUGGGAACUAGUUGAAGAAGAAGACAAUGCAUCACUUCCUAUACAAGAGAUUGUUCCUGGUCCAAGUGAUUUGUCCGACUCUGACAUGCCACUUGUUUGCUUUAUUCGCAAUAUAAGGAAAAAGAAGGGGAAAGCAACUGCUGAUCCGACGACUCCUUCAACAAUGACCAGGCUACAUAAAUUAACUCCAAAUGGAGUGUAGGCUGAAUGAACUUCUGUAUCUCGCAGCUGUUUUACCCCAUCUACUUUAUUCUGAACACUAUGAAGGUUAAAUUGACAUAACUUGCUUAUGCCAAGACAUUUCGAAAAUUGUGAAAGAUUGUUCAUGGUUGAAUCUUAUUUUGUACUGGUAACAUAAACUCUUGUUGUGAAGAUUCGCAUUUUGUAUGUGAUGCUAUAACACCUUGAACAAUUGCAGUGAUAUGCUUUGUGUCUA
Capsicum annuum is the source of this 3289-nucleotide messenger RNA. RefSeq names its product sister chromatid cohesion protein PDS5 homolog D. The transcript is spliced from 10 exons. Lineage: Eukaryota; Viridiplantae; Streptophyta; Magnoliopsida; Solanales; Solanaceae. The record is from RefSeq and is a predicted model, not a curated record. Bases 2453 to 3055 code for a protein of 200 amino acids. Gene Ontology annotation, cellular component: chromatin; nucleus. Gene Ontology annotation, biological process: DNA repair; mitotic sister chromatid cohesion.